Molecule: messenger RNA, 842 nt
Organism: Pogonomyrmex barbatus (red harvester ant)
Lineage: Eukaryota; Metazoa; Arthropoda; Insecta; Hymenoptera; Formicidae
Gene: Syt7
Product: Synaptotagmin 7
Biological process (GO): calcium ion-regulated exocytosis of neurotransmitter; vesicle fusion
Cellular component (GO): exocytic vesicle; axon; synapse
Molecular function (GO): clathrin binding; SNARE binding; calcium-dependent phospholipid binding
Source: RefSeq, a predicted model, not a curated record
UAUUUAUGUAUUUAUGAAUUAUUUUGUAUAUUUUCGAAAGUUAGAAGGGUGACGAAGGCGUACCAAGGGAGAUUGUAGGUAAUUUGAUGUGCUUGGGGUGACAGCCAGACGCGAAUGCCAUUAAGAGAAAUAGAAUAUCUGGAAAAGUUUUCUCAAAUCAACUGAAAAAUUGCUAAACUAAAAAGAAAUAAACCUCCAGCCAUCUCGUUUACCUUGUGACAUCUUUCCUUACGUAUUUAAAUCUUGAAAUUAUAUAAGAGUUGCAUCAAAGGACCGCUCGUUAAAUAUUAUACUUUAGGUAUGCUCUUGGGAUGAUAACUCCGAUCCCAUUCUGCAUAAAUUAGUUGUAAUGAUGGAGCUUUGAGUGAAUGCUCUUUGGCGAAGUCACAGGAGUUCAAACGGCUUAUUAACACAUAGGUGAGAGACUGCUAAAGAAAAAUCAAUCUCUAAUACCGCAAAGAAGGGAAACAUGGUAUACAUGGGACUUGCGGGCCAGUACUUCUCGGAGCUGGAUCCAAAUUUCAAUGGUCCUCCUAAAGCAGUCGAUCCAGCAAUCCGUGCCCGCAAACUUGUGGGCAUGGAACGCCGUGACGUCAUACUGACAGCAGUUUUCGGAACAGUUGGUGCUCUCGCAAUUUUAGUAGGACUCGCAUUAGCAAUGUGGCUCUAUUUACGCUCUAGGAAGUCCAAACAACGGGAUGACGAUCUCGAGGAUCAAAAUGACAAUGGCGAUGGCUCGGGCCAGCAACAACAAACCACCAAGAAAAACGGCUUUCUCAAUCUGAAGACGCCUCUGAUCAGCACGAAGGCUCUGGGGUAAGUGAAUUUUUCUUUCCAUUCCG